UGGCAGAAAAGGCGGCGGCGGCGAGGGUAGGGAGCCUGGAAACGCAAGCGGGGAUGGUAGGUAGUUUGGACUCGCCGGGCCGCCGUCGUUUCCAGAAAGGGUUUGACUGGAGGAACCUCUGGAGCAGCUGUUGGUUGGCUCCUCUAACUGAUGGCAUGUUGAAGUACAUGGGCCAGCGGCAGCGAGGGCAUCUGAUCCAGAGAGGGCCACUCUAGAGGCCAGGCUACCACCACCAUGGGCCAGUGUGUCACCAAGUGCAAGAAUCCUUCAUCAACCUUGGGCAGCAAGAAUGGAGACCGGGACCCCAGCAGCAAGUCACACAGCAGGCGGGGGACUAGCCACCGUGAGGAGCAGGUGCCACCUUGUGGCAAACCAGCUGGGGAUAUUCUUGUCAAUGGGACCAAGAAAGCAGAGGCUGCCACAGAGGCCUGCCAGCUGCCAACUUCUUCUGGAGAUGCUGGGAGGGAGUCUAAGACCAAUGCCGAGGAGUCUUCCUUGCAGAGGUUGGAAGAACUAUUCAGGCGCUACAAGGAUGAGCGGGAGGAUGCAAUUUUGGAGGAAGGCAUGGAGCGCUUUUGCAAUGACCUAUGUGUUGAUCCUACGGAAUUUCGAGUGCUGCUCUUGGCCUGGAAGUUCCAGGCUGCUACCAUGUGCAAAUUCACCAGGAAGGAGUUUUUUGAUGGCUGUAAAGCAAUAAGUGCAGACAGCAUUGAUGGGAUCUGUGCACGGUUCCCUAGCCUCUUAACAGAAGCCAAACAAGAAGAUAAAUUCAAGGAUCUCUACCGGUUUACAUUUCAGUUUGGCCUGGACUCUGAAGAAGGGCAGCGGUCACUGCAUCGUGAAAUAGCCAUUGCCCUGUGGAAACUAGUAUUUACACAGAACAAUCCUCCAGUAUUGGACCAGUGGCUAAAUUUCCUAACAGAGAACCCUUCGGGAAUCAAGGGCAUCUCCCGGGACACUUGGAACAUGUUUCUUAACUUCACUCAGGUGAUUGGCCCUGACCUCAGCAACUACAGUGAAGAUGAGGCCUGGCCGAGUCUCUUUGAUACCUUUGUGGAGUGGGAAAUGGAGAGAAGGAAAAGAGAAGCGGAAGGGAGAGGUGCACUCAGCUCAGGGCCCGAGGGCUUGUGUCCAGAAGAGCAGACUUAGCUGCUCUGUUCCAGGAGCAGCACUGAGGAUCUAUCUGCCUGCUGCCCUGCAGCCAAGUGAGGAAUUGGACCUUUCUGGAAAUUACUGAAGAUCCGGAUAUUUUCUACUUUACACCUUUCUCUGCCUUGUAUUUGAAAGGGCUCUAAAAUGCUGUAUCAUGUUUUAGGCACUUUCUUCAUUUUUUUUUUUUUUUUUUUGUGGGUUAUUUUGAUUAUUUCUUUUUUGGAGUAGGAAAUCCUCCAAAAUAUUUGAACCUGGCUACAUGUUGUGUACCUUUUUUUGAAGCCUUCAGAUAGAAUAAGCCUGCCAUUUCUUGCACACUUUAUUAGAUUUGUUUUGUUUUUAUGGAGGUGGGGGGUGUAGGCCCCGGGUUGGGGAGUGGGAUUGUUAGGUUGAAUUAACAUUACAAAAUGAUACAGUGCCAGAUCUCAGUUUUGCAUAUUAUUUUUCAGGGCAGGUCUGUACUGUGUGUAGUGCUGUUUACAUGGUUGAAUUUAGGUUGUAAUUAUUAUUUUAAAAGAUUUACACAGAUAUGAAUAUAGCAGUGUUAACUGUUAGCCACAUUGCAUUAAUUUCCAAACAGUUUGGAGCUCUUGGCGAGCCAAGGCCAAGGCCAGUCAAGAGCAUUUGCAGUCUGACCCCCACCCCAUCCCUUUGAGCUAAUUUAUCCAAAGCCCUCACUUCUCCCUCACUUCUUGCUCAUUCCUUCUUUGACCCAUUGCAUUUCAUGUUUAACUUAUCCAUCAUCAUGCUGAACCUGUCAGUCAAGUGAGCAGUUUUGUUUUGUUUUGUUAGGACGCAUUGUACUGAAAACCACUUAAGCAUUGAAUGCAGAGAAAGCAGUGCUACCUCAGUUUUGCUGGAAGUAGACUUCUUUGAUAGUUUUCUUUGAUGUUUUUGUAUUUUCAUGUCAUAAGUGGAAAUACUUCUUUUUUCCCCUUUUUCAUUUGCCGUGGAGCCAAAGUUUCCGUUCUGGGUGGUGAGAAAAGUGUGCCUGCCAGCCAGCUGACCUGAAAGGAAGCUGUGGCAUGGAGCUCUGCUUCAAACUAUUUUUUCUUUAGUUUUUGUUGAGUAUCAUUAGCUUACUUGUCUGGCAAGUGCAGAAGCCUGAGGCUGGCCUGAACUCUGCCAAACAAAUUAUCCAUGUGUAUUGAAUCAUUAAAUGUGUGCCCUCUCCCUCUUUGCUGCGCCCACGUUGUCACUUAACCCCCAGGAGUUAUUUAUUAUCUUUGUGUUAAUGUCAAGCUCAUUUGGGGUAAUGUGAUGACUGUUUAGGUUUACAUGACCCUCUUCUCUUUCCCUUACUCCCAGAUAUGUAUAUAUACAUAUAUAAGAUAUGUAUAUAUUUUACCUUUAUAAAAUAUAUAUAUAUACACAUAUAUGUAUCUAUAUCCCUUUGUUCGUCUGCUAAAACUGGCCAUGAAAGAGGGAGCUGCCUUCAAUCUGUAGUCUAAGAAGAUGCCAGGGCGCAUCAUAAAUGGAGGCUGUUGUAUAUUAAUUUAGAUUUUUUUUCACUGAAAAGAACAUUAAUAAAUUUGCUUGCAGGAAGGAGGAACCAGUUCUCUAGACUCCAUGCUCACUCUACAAGGCCAGCUUUGGCCAAGCUGCCAUUGGGGCCUAAAGAGCUGACUCUGUCCUACCUGUUUCACUAGAGGACCAUCUUGAUAAUUUCCCCUUAAAACUAUCCUCAAAAAUGUACUGGAAGGUGGGUGGCAGGAGCUUGUACAGUUCAGCUUCCAACAUUUCGGAACAGAUUUAAAAGGGAAUCUUUUAAUAAAUAAAAAUUACAAAAAUAUUUAUACUCUUGA
Messenger RNA from Grammomys surdaster, 2957 nucleotides. It is a transcript of the gene Dcun1d3, whose product is annotated as defective in cullin neddylation 1 domain containing 3. The coding region runs from base 235 to 1149 and encodes 304 amino acids. The record is from RefSeq and is a predicted model, not a curated record. The transcript is spliced from 3 exons. Gene Ontology annotation, cellular component: ubiquitin ligase complex. Gene Ontology annotation, molecular function: ubiquitin conjugating enzyme binding; ubiquitin-like protein binding; cullin family protein binding. Gene Ontology annotation, biological process: protein neddylation; positive regulation of ubiquitin-protein transferase activity. NCBI's taxonomy places the organism in Eukaryota, Metazoa, Chordata, Mammalia, Rodentia, Muridae.